Molecule: messenger RNA, 246 nt
Organism: Cyphellophora europaea CBS 101466
Lineage: Eukaryota; Fungi; Ascomycota; Eurotiomycetes; Chaetothyriales; Cyphellophoraceae
Exons: 2
Coding region: 1-246 (81 amino acids)
Biological process (GO): mitochondrial respiratory chain complex IV assembly
Cellular component (GO): mitochondrial inner membrane
Source: RefSeq, a predicted model, not a curated record
AUGCCGAUUCUGAAGCGCUCAUCAUAUUACGAGAACGAUUACCGGCAAUCACCCGCCCUCAUUCGAGCACGUCGGCCCUAUAUCUUCAAGAAUGCGAUCACGGGUGUUGCCAUCAUGAGCUUUGCACUCGGCGUCUUUGCAUUUACUCUCAAGGCCGUCGGCCAAGAUACGUUCGAGGAUGUUGUCGUUCCAGAUGCCACGAGUCAGCCACCUAAGACGCCCAAUGUGCAGGCCGGAGGGCGGUAG